CCAUUGGUCAACUUAACGCUUCCACAGCUUUACCAAUUGCUUGAGCUGCAACAAAAACGCCAUGAAGCCACGCUGUGUGGCGUCUCCCGCUUCUUGACUUCCACACCCUCCGCCCGUUCUCCCCACUUUGGCCUUCGUCUCUCCUCCACCACUCGUUUAUCCGGUGACACCUCAACCCAGUAGUGGAUUGAGGUUUCUCUGUUCUCUCUCAGGUAAGCAGAUUCUUCACCUCAAAUCCCAAAGUUUCAAUCUUUCAGUCUUAAUUUCCUCAAUUUUCACCAAACUCGAACUGGGUUAUCGUCAAUAUUCUUAAAAUUUGAUUGCUAUGGAUCCAAGUUCUUAUCAACUGCCCGAUUCCAAUUCCAAUUUCAUCGACCAGACACUUUCCCCCAAUUUCAAUGAGUACCCAAGCAGCGAUCCCUUUGUGGAUCUUAGCUUUCUGGGCCAAAACCCUAGCAACUCUGCUCUGUCUCCGAGCUUGAGCCCCGAGGGAGAUGACAGUGACUACUCUGACAGUGUGCUCAGGUACAUAAACCAGGUGUUAAUGGAGGAGGAUAUGGAGACAAAGCCCUGUAUGUUUCAUGACCCUUUGGCUGUCCAAGCCGCUGAGAAAUCUCUCUUUGAGGUUCUUGGUGGGAAGUUUCCGCCUUCUCCGAAUCAGCAUCCGCUUAAUUUUGAGAGCCCUGAUGGUCGUUCUUCUGCAACCUUUAGUGAUCAUAGUGGAAAUAAUAGCUCUAGUCUUAGUUCUAGUACUAGCCAUUUGGAUGAUUCUCGGAGUAGCGUUGAUGUUAUUGAGCAUAAGCCCUCUAUUUUGCAAAACCCAAUUCCGGAAAACUUUGUUUUCCAGUCAAAGGCCAAGUCUCAGUUUUCGUCGAAUGGGAAUGGAUUGGUGGGUUCUUAUGUGAGUGAGCCUAUGGUUUCUAAUUUGUUUAGGGAGAGGGAAUUGGUGUUACAGUUUAACAGAGGGGUAGAGGAGGCUAGUAAGUUUCUUCCUAGAGGUCAACUGAUUGUUAACGUUGAGAAUAACAAGCCGUACACAGUGGCGAAUGGAAAGGCUGAAAAUGUGGUGGUUAAGACGGAGAAGGAUGAAGGCGAGUAUUUUCCUACUAGUUCGAGAGGAAAGAAGAGUCAUGAGAGGGAAGAUGCAGAUUUGGAGGUUGGGAGGAGUACCAAGCAAUCAGCUGUUUAUGAGGAGACGGAGGCUGAUCUAUCGGAGAUUUUUGAUAAGGUGCUUGUUUGUGGUGAGGGGAAACCCAAGCCUAUUGUGAGUGAAGGUGAAGAAGUCUGUCUGGAUGAAGCAAACAAGGCUCUGCAGCAGAAUGGGCAAUCUGUUGGAACCAGUAAUGGAAAGACUCGUGCCAAGAAAAAGGGCGACAAGAAGGAAGUGAUAGAUUUGAGGACUCUACUCAUUUCAUGUGCACAAGCUGUUUCUUCUGAUGAUCGUAGGACUGCUAAUGAGCUACUAAAGCAGAUUAGGCAUCACUCUUCCCCAUUUGGCGAUAGCUCGCAGAGGUUGGCUCAUUGCUUUGCAAAUGGCCUUGAAGCACGGUUGGCUGGCACUGGAACUCAGAUAUAUACUGCUCUAUCUUCUAAAAGAACGUCAGCUGCUGAUAUGCUGAAGGCUUACCAAACUUAUUUUGAAGCCUGCCCGUUCAUGAAGGUCGCGAUAAUCUUCGCAAACCACAUGAUUUCAAAAUUAGCUGAGAAAGCAGAAACACUGCAUAUUAUAGAUUUUGGAAUCCUCUACGGUUUUCAAUGGCCUGCUCUCAUUCGUUGCCUCUCAAGAAGAGCUGGUGGACCUCCAAAACUACGCAUUACAGGGAUAGAGCUUCCCCAAAGUGGUUUUCGACCUGAAGAAAGAGUCCAAGAGACAGGGCAUCGUUUGGCAAAGUAUUGUGAGCGGUAUAAUGUUCCUUUCGAGUACAAUGGCAUAGCAAAGAAAUGGGAAGCUAUCCAAUAUGAGGAACUCAAAGUCAAGAGAGAUGAAGUGCUUGCUGUGAAUUGUCUGUUCCGGUUUAAAAACCUACUUGACGAGACAGUUGUGGUAAACAGCCCAAGGGAUACUGUUCUAAAUUUCAUUAGGAGCAUGAAUCCUGAUAUCUUUAUCCAUAGUGUCAUUAAUGGAUCUUACAAUGCCCCAUUCUUCGUCACACGCUUCAGGGAGGCUCUAUUCCACUUCUCUGCAAUGUUUGAUAUGUUUGAUACCAAUUUAUCUCGUGAGGAUCAGAUGAGAUUGAUGUUUGAGGAAGAGUUCCUUGGACGAGAGGUUGUAAACACAGUAGCUUGCGAGGGCUCUGAGAGAGUUGUGAGGCCUGAGACAUAUAAGCAGUGGCAGGCUCGGAACAUGAGGGCUGGGUUCAAACAAUUGCCAUUGAACCGUGAACUCAUGAACAAAUUAAGGGCCAAGGUGAAACUGGGGUACCACCGUGAUUUCAUGGUUGAUGAAGAUGGAAACUGGAUGCUGCAAGGAUGGAAGGGCAGAAUUCUCUACAGUUCCUCCUGUUGGGUACCGUCUAGGUCUGCUUCUGUAGUUCUAUACAGAUGUAAAAAUAGUGCUGUAUUUUGCAAUCACCGUGCUGUCUGGGUGACAAUGUACUGGUUUCUUAUCGUUGAAUCUAAUCGUCAAAUAAACGCAAUUUUUACUUUUAUGGAAUAUGCCCCGGAGGAUUUGAGGGUUUUAGAGUUUAGAAUUGUACCCAGGUAUUUUUCUGUGAUCGUUAUGGAUCAUCCAACUGUCAAUGGAAGUCCUGAUUACUUGAAUGGUUUCAGUAUUGAUGAUCUAGCCUUCUCACCUGAUUCAACUCAAUUCUCAAAUCUCACAAAUGAAUACCAAUUUAACCAGUUCUCUCCGGAUCUUAACUUUGUGGACAAUCAUUUUUCCCUUCCGCCCGAUUUCGAACAGGGUAAUAUUGUUCCUAAAGUCAGUUUGACCACAAGUGGAGAGUCAUUUGUUCCAUCUAAAAGUUUGAGUCCACCUGAUGGAGGCUCAUUGUCUCUGCCUACGACUGUGAGCGUCGGAGGAGCAGACAGUUCCUCCGAUGACAGUGAUUUUUCUGAAGCUAUUUUCAAAUACGUAAACCAGAUUCUUUUGGAAGAGAACAUAGAGAAAAAGCCUUGCAUGUUCUUUGAUCCGUUGGGUCUUCGUGUGACUGAGAAAUCGUUCUAUGAUGUUCUUGGUCAACGGUACCCCUUUUCACCCAAUCAGCAACCACUUCAUAUCAAUCCGAAUGUUGAGAGUCCUGGUGGUAAUAAUUCUGGGAGUUGUAGUGAUUGUAGUGGUAGUAAUAAUAGUCCUAGUCCUGGUACUAGCAAUUCCAAUGAUCCUCAACGGGUUGGCGAUUCGGGAGAUCCAAAAUCUUCUUUUCCACAAACUACCCUUCCCAGUGACAACCCUUUCCAGUUCAAUUCACAUUCGAGUUCACAGUUGUCUGUUCCUCUGGAAAAUCGCAUGACUAGUGUUGGUGAUAGGCGGCAUGUUGGUGGUGGGCAGCGCCUUGAUGAUAUGCUACAGGGCUCCUCUGUAGAAGAGUUUGUGGCUCAGAAUAUAUAUACAGAUAGUGAUUCUAUCUUGCAAUUCCAGAGAGGGUUAGAGGAAGCUAGUAAAUUCCUUCCGAAAAGCACUCAGCUGCUUGUUGAUCUGGAAAGCAACACAGUGUCUCCAGAAGUGAAAGCAAGUGUGCCGAUGGUUACUGUCAAGAAAGAAAAGAGUGAGCGGAAGAACUCACCUAAUGGGUCAAAGGGAAGAAAGAAUCGCGAGCGGGAAGAUGUUGAUCUUGAAGAAGGGAGGAGUAGCAAGCAGUCUGCAGUUUAUAUAGAAAAGACUGAAGAGAGUGAAUUGUCUGAGAUGUUUGACAAGGUGUUGCUGUCUACUGGCGGAAAUAAUGAAUCUCAGUGUGGCAAUGUUGCUUUUAAGAAUGAAGCAAGCAAGACCUUGCAGCCUGGACAGCCACAAGGAUCUAAUGGUAAUGGCGGGAAGGCUCGUGGUAAGAAACAAGGAAAGAAGAAGGAAACUGUGGAUUUGCAGAAUCUCCUGAUUUUGUGUGCACAAGCCGUGUCUACCAAUGAUUUUAGGACCACUAGUGAACUGUUAAAGCAGGUUAGGCAGCACGCUUCUCCUAACGGUGAUGGAUCUCAAAGGUUGGCUCACUUCUUUGCGAAUGGUCUUGAGGCUCGUAUGGGUGGUACUGACACCGGAACCCAAAAGUUUUAUACGUCCCUUGCCAAAAGGUCAUCAGCCGUUGAUGUGUUGAAAUCUUACCACGUUCAUCUUUCAGCUUGCCCUUUCAAGAGAAUGUGUAUGCUCUUCAAAAACAAGAUGAUUUUGAAGAUGGCUGAGAAAGCAACAACCCUUCAUAUUGUCGAUUUUGGUAUCCUGUAUGGUUUCCAGUGGCCAUUCCUCAUCCAGCAUCUUUCAAAGAGACGUGGUGGACCUCCGAAGCUACGCAUUACCGGGAUAGAGGUUCCCCAACCUGGGUUUCGUCCAGCAGAGUGGAUUGAAGAGACUGGACGUCGCUUGGCAAGAUAUUGUGAGCGUUUUAAUGUACCUUUUGAGUACAAUGCUAUAGCUUCACAAGAUUGGGAAUCCAUCCAACUGGAGGACCUUAAGACUGAAAGGAAUGAGGUGCUUGCUGUGAACUGUAUGUUACGGUUCAAGAACCUACUUGAUGAGACCGUUGAAGUGAACUGUCCAAGGGAUGGUGUUCUACAACUAAUCAGAAGGAUGAAACCAGAUAUUUUUGUCCACUCUAUUAUCAAUGGUUCCUACAAUGCCCCUUUCUUUGUCACUCGAUUUCGGGAGGCUCUCUUCCACUACUCUUCCUUGUAUGAUGCAUUUGAUAUUAAUAUACCCCGUGACAAUGAAGAGAGGUUGAGGUUUGAGAGUGAGUUCUAUGGCAGGGAAGCUAUGAAUGUAAUAGCAUGUGAGGGCGUAGAGCGGGUUGAGAGGCCUGAGACAUAUAAGCAGUGGCAGGUUCGAUGCAUGAGGGCUGGUUUACAGCCGUUGCAAUUGGACCAAGAUUUAGUGAAGAUUCUUAAGGAUAAGGUGAAGGCAUGGUACCACAAAGAUUUUGUAGUUGAUCAAGAUAGUGAUUGGAUGCUUCAAGGAUGGAAGGGCCGAAUUGUGUAUGCUUCUUCUUGUUGGGUGCCAGCGUAGGAAUCUUGUAGAAUAUGCUUGUUUGAACUUCUUUGAGAAUUGUGAUAGAAAGGAUGAUCAACAAACUAGGCAGAGGUACUAUUUCAUUUCGUAUUUGAGUAUUCUGGUUAUCCAUGUUGUACUCUAAUAUACCAUGUUGCACUCUAAUAUACUAGUCGGCUUUGUAGCUGAACUACCUCAAUA
Messenger RNA from Malus domestica (apple), 5335 nucleotides. Lineage: Eukaryota; Viridiplantae; Streptophyta; Magnoliopsida; Rosales; Rosaceae. The record is from RefSeq and is a predicted model, not a curated record.